This is a messenger RNA of Torulaspora globosa, 210 nucleotides long. RefSeq lists its product as uncharacterized. The record is from RefSeq and is a predicted model, not a curated record. NCBI's taxonomy places the organism in Eukaryota, Fungi, Ascomycota, Saccharomycetes, Saccharomycetales, Saccharomycetaceae. The coding region runs from base 1 to 210 and encodes 69 amino acids. The transcript has a single exon.
AUGGCGAUUGCGUUUCUUGCAUCUUGUUUAUACCAAGAAAAUGCUGCGCUUGGAAUGAUAAUGGCAUUGCUAAGAAAGCUGCUGGAUGUUUUAUCAGUGCGACAUAAAAUUGUACAGGUCAGUAGAAGGACCAGCAAAAAAAAUCGGCGGCAUAGGGCCCAGAGGGUUACGAGAUAUGAUUUACUGAAGGCUCACUAUCAAGUUGUGUGA